AAAUAGAAUAAUAAUAUUUUUUUUCUUUUAAUACUUCCAAACAUUUCGUUGAAUCAAUAAAAGAAUCUUAAAAAUACAAAAGCAUAUUUGUGAAAUAAAUUAAAAUGCCUUCAGUUUGGUCGCGCAAUAAUUUAAUAAUAUAAAACAGGUGACAAAAUUAACAUAAUAAAACAAAAGAAAAUAAAAAAUAUUUUUUACAACGACAAUAAAAUAACAAAAAUUACACAAAACCAAAGAUCAAAAUGCUUUGGAACAUUUGCCUUAUACUUGUGAUAUCUCUGGUUUCUUCACCACAUAAAUACAGUGUCUCCGGUGGCGGAGCCCCUGGUGAUUCAGUUGUGAUUACUGCCGGUGCUCUUGGUGGUAAUCGCUACAAUCCACAUCCAUCACAUGAGCUAGAACACCACCAGCAAUUGCACCAUCCAUCGCAAAAGCCAACACCACAACAGCAACAACAACAACAACAGCAGCAGCAGCAACAACAACAACAUCAUCAACAGCAGCAGCAGCAACAUAGUGGUGGCUUAAAAGCUUCACAAUUGCCAACAACAACAACAACGACAACAACAGGUGCUGUUGGUGGUGGUGGCGGUGCCGGUGGAUCCCAUGCGGCCUCCUCCUACGCUCAUCAUCAUGGAGCACCUGGAAGUGGCCACAUAGAUCAUCGGCACUCGUAUAAUCUACUCAGUGAAGCAAUGUCUCAAGCCGUUAGCAAUGAAUUUAGUGCUCUGGGAAGCGGUUCAGCAGAUGGCGCUUGUCAUGCUGACGACCUAGAUUGCUAUAGUGGCAACAUCCAGGAUCGUCUGGGAAUGGAAGCGAUACGCACAUUGCAUCGACAGCUAGAUGACGAUGACAAUGGCAACAUUGAUCUCAGUGAGUCAGAUGAUUUCUUGAGGGAAGAGCUUAAGUAUGACUCUGGAUAUGAGAAACGUCAGAAAGCAUUUCAUUUUAAUGAUGAUAUGCAUAUUUCAGUCAAGGAACUAUGGGAAGCGUGGCUUCGAUCUGAGGUGCAUAACUGGACAAUAGAACAGACUACCGACUGGCUAGCUCAGUCUGUUCAACUGCCACAGUAUGUGGAAUUAUUUAAAGCCCAUAAAGUUACUGGCGCUGCUUUGCCAAGAUUGGCAGUUAAUAAUAUGCACUAUGUGGGUAACGUGCUAGGGAUUAAAGAUCCAAUCCACAAGCAAAAGGUUGCUCUUAAAGCCAUGGAUGUAGUUUUAUUCGGUCCACCGAGAGAAACUGGAACUAGAUGGAAAGACUACAUAUUAGUAACCUUGCUUCUAAGUGCAAUUAUUGGCUGCUGGUAUGCUUACCAACAAAAUAAAAAUGCAAAAAGACAUCUCCGCCGAAUGGCACAAGACAUGGAGGGACUUCAAAGAGCCGAACAAAGCUUACAGGAAAUGCAAAAGGAACUUGAAAGAGCUCGAAUGGAACAAGAGAAUGUCGCCACGGAAAAAAUGGAUCUCGAACGACGUCUCAAAGAAGCACCAUCACUUACUUCCUCAAGUUCGGACUUAGAAGUUCAACAAUUGAAAAAAGAAAUCGAAAUGCUUCGUUCUGAAUUAUCCCGUGCCGAAAUUGAACUUGUCGAUAAUUGCUGGGCACCACCAGCACAAUUGCAGUCCUGGCUGCAAUACACCUACGAACUCGAAUCUAAAAAUCAUCUAAAAAAACGUGUCUCCGCCGAAAAACAACUCCAAUCAGCACGUGAAGCAUGUGAGAAGCUUCGUAAGAAACGUUCGAGUUUAGUCGGUGCAUUUGUAUCGACUCAUGGUAAAAGUAUCGAUGAUGUUGAUCGUUCCAUUGUUGAAGCACGUAAUUCUUUAAGUGAUGUAACAAAUGAACUUCAAGAACGUUUACAUCGUUGGAAACAAAUUGAAACAUGUUUAGGUUUUAAUAUUGUCAACAAUAAUGGUCUUGCCUAUUUAGAAAGUGUCCUAUAUAGUAGAAAUGGAAGUGGAGGAGUUAAGGGCUCAAGAGGGCGAAUGACAAAUAGCACAGAUGAUCUUGACGAUGAAUCCGUACAAGUCAUAUCAUCCGAUCCCAAAGCACUGACUUGGUGCCAAUGGAAAUCUACAAUUUCAUUGCCCGCCAACAGCACCAUCAGCAGCAACAACAACAGCCGCAUGGAAAGGUACUCUCCCCUAGACACAAUUCUUCCAGCCAGCAAUGUUUGUCAAAUCAACAAGCAAUGUCAUCACCCGCUGCAACAAUUGUCGCGCAACAACUCCAACAACUCCAGCAACAUAUCUUUGACUUCAAUUGCGGAAAUGCAAACAGUGAAAACUUCCGAUCACUCCACGACAUCACAACUGCAGCAGCCGCAGCAGCUGCAGCAUCAGCAUCAUCAGGGGUUGGUGACCAAGAGCCACUCAUCGACACCGGCAACCACCCCCCUGCACCAUUCAUUACAAAGUCUUCCUCUGGCUCAUUGCAACAGCAAUCGAUUCAACACAAACAGCUUCCGUCAAACCAUCCGCCCACCGCCGCCCAAUCAGCGGCCAUUACUACGACGACACACGGUGAUACCCAAGUGGAUGAUACCAAUUCAACAGAUUCUUCCAGCCUCGACGACGAACUCAAAAAGAGACGCCGAAAAUUACGGUUCCCCUUUGGAAAGAAGUCCCAUAAAAGCAAACUUGCAUAAUUCACACAGUGCUGAGUGCCUUAAUGCGGCUAGUAAUUUCGAAUCGGUUGUGUCAGCGGCAAUGGCAACACUUGCACAUAACAAUUCACAUAGUUGCAGUAGCAAUAGUAUUAAGCAAAAUCCAAAAGAAUCUUCCAUCAAAAGACGGCAAUCUGCCCAAUCCACCACAAGUAGUUGUAAUAAUUGUAGCAGUAAAAGUAAUUGUAGUUGCAAUAAUCAUCCAUCGUGAACGAAUGACGAAUACAGCGGUAAUUCGAGUGAUGGCAAUUCAUCACAUUUUACUAGCAACAAUAAUCAAACGUAAGAUAAAAGAAAAAGAAGAAAUAUGUAUUUUGUAAAUUUGUUUUUGUAACACAAAAAAAUGACGUUUUGAAAACUGUCAAAUUUUAUAUUUUUACGGAUGACGUUUAUUUUUAGUAUCUUAUAUAUUUGACAUUUAAACUGUUUUUUUUUUUGUAUGUAAAAAGUUCUUUUACAAGAACUUUCAAGAUGUAAAAAUUAUAAUUAUUGUAUAUGUUAGGUAUUUAGGAUGCCAAAUUUUCGAAUGUAAAUGUCAAAAUAAAUAGACUCUGAAAUUUUUGGAGAUUUUAGAAAUAAGCUUCGUUUCUUUGACAAAUCUUAAUUUUUGGCCAUAGCUGAAACUUGACAUUUCGAUGACAAAUAACAAAAUAUUGGAGCACUUAACCAGUCUUAGUUUGUUUUAAGCAUUUUUCGUGUAAAUAACAUAAUUGAGGUCAAAAGGAGAACCUCCAAUUCAAUGCAUAUGCAAAAUUCAAAAGGUUUUUAAAUAUAUAUCUUGAACAUGUACAUAAGGGUGGUGCUUAAUUUUCGAAAUGUACAUUAAAUAUAUAUGCGUAAGAAAGUUUUCUUGAAAGAUCGAACGAGAUAAUUGUAUUAAGAUAUUUUACUUUAUUUGUUUCGAAGCCUAAAAUACUAAAAAUAUUUAUAAUAAGCACCACCCCAAUGUUAUAAAUACAAGAUUUUGUUAGAUCAAAUUAUAUAACAACUGUGAUUAAAUUCUUCAUUCUGGGUUUUGGUGAUUUUUAAUUACAAUCUUUGUAAAUAAAAACACCGCAUUAAAUAGUUUUAUUCACAUCUCAAAAUAUGCCAUCUUUAGGGACCGGGAUAUUUUUUCUAGAAGGGCUUUUUGUCUCAAAACUUAGCUCACCAACAUUUAAAUCAUUAUUACGUUGUAUUUUUCAGUUUAGCAAAUAUGUGUCAAUAAUAUUUUACACUUAUGGCUAUUUUAUUCAAACAUUUAAGCACAAGGAACGAACAAUAUGACGUUUAAACGUCAUUCUUUAAAUCAGUUUUAAACUGUCAAAAUGCUAGAUUUCCAAUUUUACUUUGUAUAAAAUAUGAAGAGUGUCAAUUGCAUACUUAUUUAAAAAUUAAGAAAAUCCGUUGAAAACCAUGUGACAAUGUCAAAAUAAGGAAGAUAAAUAAUUAUGUAUAAAAUGAAAACAAACUUUUUUACUAAAAACUGGUAGUCAGAAUACUUUGCUUUAGUUGAGGAUUAACAAAACUUAAUAACUAGCAAUUUGUUUAUGUGGAAUAACUUUGUAAAAAUGACAUGUCAAUUCUUAACGUUGUUUUUAAUAAAAAAACGACUGAUAAAUUUGAAGAUACAUACACUAUACAAUAUAAAUAUACAAAAUAAGAAACUAUGUGUAUUCAUUUAAGAGAAAAGACGCAUUGGCAAUUUAGAAUUUAAGAAAAAUAAUAAUUUAACAUUUGAUAACUUUUAAUUUUAAUUAAAAAUAACGAUGAAAGUGAAUAACAUGAUUAUAUAAGCAAUCUCGAAUUUUCUACAAUGACACUUUCUAUUUAAUAAACCUCAAUUUAAUAAAAUAAUAAUUAUGUUUUGAUUAAGUGAAACAAUUCCAUAAAAAGACAUGAAUAUUUUUUGUUCUUUUAAUUUGUUGUAUUUUUACUUUGUAUAGAUAACACACUACUUAUGGUAUAAAGUGAACAUUUAGAAUUUGUACUUAAAGCCGUUACUUAAUUAAUUGUUAUUAUAUUUUGUUUUAUGGUUUAUUUUAUUGCAUACAAACUUAUAUUUUUUGUAAGCAAAAGAUUUGUGUUUAAUUUAAAUUAUCAGAAAUACAAUAACUUGGCGAAUAAAUUCACAUAUACAUAGGUUACACAUAUACAUUAAAACCUACUUAAUAUUAAUAUUAUUUACACAAGUAGGUAUUUAUUAAAAUAAUUAUAAUGAUUGUAGUUAGAUGAUUAAUAUUUACAUUACUUAAUUUGCUUUAUCUUCUUUUGCUUUAGAACUUAAUUAAUUUGGAGGCAUAGAUGAAAAAUAAGCAAUACGAAAAUAGGAAUUCAAUUAAAAAAAAAUAUUUAAUAAAUUUAUUUUUAACAAAA
Molecule: messenger RNA, 5020 nt
Organism: Eupeodes corollae
Lineage: Eukaryota; Metazoa; Arthropoda; Insecta; Diptera; Syrphidae
Gene: Stim
Product: stromal interaction molecule homolog
Exons: 10
Coding region: 243-2876 (877 amino acids)
Biological process (GO): activation of store-operated calcium channel activity; intracellular calcium ion homeostasis; store-operated calcium entry
Cellular component (GO): plasma membrane; endoplasmic reticulum
Molecular function (GO): calcium ion binding; calcium channel regulator activity; protein binding
Source: RefSeq, a predicted model, not a curated record